This is a messenger RNA of Aplosporella prunicola CBS 121167, 491 nucleotides long. RefSeq lists its product as uncharacterized. NCBI's taxonomy places the organism in Eukaryota, Fungi, Ascomycota, Dothideomycetes, Botryosphaeriales, Aplosporellaceae. The transcript has 2 exons. Bases 136 to 441 code for a protein of 101 amino acids. The record is from RefSeq and is a predicted model, not a curated record.
CUUACCGCAGUAGCAAAGCCUGCACCGCCUUAGCGCGGCCGUAAGGCUAGGCUCUAUCACAGUAGCGUCUACACCCUCCAGACGCAAAUUCUCUCACCGGUGGUCAAAGCGCAGACUUGGCACAGCGUCUAAACCAUGGCCUCAAUCCCUAGUACCGAAUCACGUGUACCACGCCAGUCAACGUCUACUCCAGUAAACACGACAAGAAUCACUCAUUCCCAAUCAGCUGCCCCGCAUAAAAACACAAGAGAAAGGCGCCACGAAGCUAGCCGCAGACACAACCAGGACAUGGAAGACGAAAUUCACGUGACCUCCAUACAAGAUAACAGCUCCAACAGCUACACUACACAGCCCACACUAGCAACCCCCCAAGCGAAGACAAACGCAAACAAUGAAACACUAGCCCUACUAGUAGCCCAGCAACAAGAGUUCAAAACCUAGCUAAGCAAGUUGGAAAACUCGAAAGCAAGCUUCAGUCUCAGGCCGCAACA